This is a messenger RNA of Parnassius mnemosyne (clouded apollo), 1974 nucleotides long. The record is from the annotation of a GenBank genome assembly. NCBI's taxonomy places the organism in Eukaryota, Metazoa, Arthropoda, Insecta, Lepidoptera, Papilionidae.
CUGGCUCAUCAAUUCUGGAUAUCAUUUCACCCGCCAACUGGCGCGAAACAUACCUCAAGUGGGGAUGAAACUCCUCCCAUACCCGAAGAAGAGCUGGAACAGCAGAAAAUUGAACACGAGAAAAAAGUGCAAAAGGAAAAAAAAUGUCAAGCGAGGGAGGCGGAGGAAGUCAGAAAACUAGACAUAAAACUUUUACACCAGCGCGCCAUCGAGGCGGAGGAGGAACAAAAGAGGGAGAUAGCUUGUGCGGUGGAAGAGCUACGUGGCAUGAACACCUCCUGGUCGCACCACAGGCUUUGCGACUUGCAACGGCAGGCCGCUAGGUGGCGCCACAGUCGGCCUUCAAUACCCGACACGUCUAAACAUUACAAUUACAGGAGUGUACUUAAAAAGGCUUGCAGUGCACAGCUGACGAAGCCGCAGUCAAGUCACAGCAUCAGCGACAACGACGGCAUUUUCAUGAACCUGUCGCAUUUGGGCAGCAGGACAACCCGCAGAGACGAAUCGAUGGACAGUGACGUCUGCGAAACACAGUGCAUGAGCGACGAGGCUACAGCCUGGAGAGCUUCGGCCAAUGACGUCAGCCCUCGGAUCUCUGUCGACUUGGUCCGAGCACCGUCAUGUCCUGGAUGCCGCGCCCCAAUAGCGUCGCUUGAUUGUAUGGACGAUUUUAGUGCCAACUCACAGCAAAUGUUGGAUCAAGCGGGAGAAGUCAACGUCUCCAGACACAUGUCGAGCUAUAUGGGAAAUCACACCAGCAUGCCCUCCGUAGUAACUCCGGGGCUGCGCUACAGGAAUCUUGGCAAAUCUGGCCUCCGCGUGCCCAACAUUGGGCUGGGAAUGUGGACAAUAAUCAACGAAGACUCCGCCGAAGACAUCGUCAUGACAGCUCUUGAGAACGGCAUCAACUUGUUUGACUUGUCAGAAGCACAUUGUGCUAAGGGCGAAGCGGAAUUAGGAAGAAUUCUCAAGAAGCGAAACGUCAGGAGAACGAGCAUCAUAAUUACCACUAAAAUAUACUGGAGCACCAAAUCGGAUGAGCGUGGCCUCUCUCGGAAGCACAUUAUCGAGAGUGUCAAGGCGUCGCUGGCCCGUCUCCAGGUUGAAUAUAUAGACGUGGUAUUGUUGCACAAAGUGGACCCUGUCUGCCCUAUGGAAGAGCUAGUUCGAGCCAUGAACUUCGUGAUUAAUCAGGGAUGGGUGAUGUACUGGGGCACGGCACGCUGGUCACCAUCUGAGAUUAUGGACGCGUACACAAACUGCCGACAGUUCAAUUGCAUCACGCCGAUAGUUGAGCAGACUGAAUACCAUAUGUUCUGCAGAGAGAAACCCGAGCUGUACAUGCCUGAGCUAUACCACAAGAUAGGUGUCGGCAUGAUGGGGUGGUCCGCUAUCACAACAGGCAAAGGUCUCGGCCGCGAGGAGAUCACCGGCCUAUUCGCCAAGUCACGCUUCAACAGGAAAUACAGCACAUUCAGCUGGUGCGAGGAAGACCUCGCUGUCCCCGAAUUACGCAUCUCGGGCAGUAAGGAGCAAGUGAACGGCGAGGAGCCACGCACCUACGGAGACAAGCUAAGGGACCUUUGUAACCUGGCUGAUAGCAUGAAUUGUUCGAUGAGUCAAUUAGCAGUGGCAUGGUGUCUCAAAAACGAGUCGGUGAACUGUCUCCUGUUAGGCGCCACCAGCGUCGAGCAAUUUAAAGAGAACAUACACGCGUUACAGAUAGUGCCUCAGCUGACGCCAUCAGCGAUGACAGAGAUCGAGCGUUUACUCGCCAACAAGCCCCAGCGGCCGCCCAUGGUAUCAACGCUUGCUAUGCGCAACCAGCAGAAUAACAACACUGUCCGCCUCGACAUGACGGGCGGUACGGCUUCUGGAAGCGGUUCACCGAAGCCCGAAGGCGAGGCGGCAGUUGAGGGCGAAGUCUCCACACCCGGCAAGGAGCCCGGCCGUGCGUUUUGUGAGAUUCAGUGA